AUGCAGCGAGGACUUGGGCCUCGCGAUCCCCCCAAGCAGUCCAGAGAUCGACGGCACGAUCCAUCGCCCACCAGGCCGACAACCCCGCUGCAACAACGGCGGCACGUUGCCAGGCCCAGCGUCAGCACUUCCUCGCCAGCAGCUUCCUACGAGGCUGUCCCAGAGGACACUCUUGAUUUGUACAUGCAGAAGUUGGCAAGGAGCCUGCCUCAAAACGGGGCACGCUACCUGUUCAUACGCCGCUUGUCUCGCGGAGAGUACGAGGUGGAUGGUUGCCGGGUCAGCAUUGCACUGAGAGGCGGCGAGGCCUACGUGUACGCAACCAACAGCAACGAUGACACCGAUCGUGCUGAAUCCCUGCACAGUUACUUGUUGCGGGCCGCGGAUAACGCGUUGGCACGAUCCAUGAAUGCUGGUGGACCUUCAGGUGCAUCUUUCAACCAGCACGAGGUUGUACCUCGGGUGCCUCCUGGCAUGCGGAGUCAGACAAUGCCUCUGCAGCACAUGCCAAGUUCCGGCAGUCCCUAUGCAGGCGUUCUUGUCCGAGCUCCCGAUGGCGGCAGCUUCCUGUUGGGCAGCUCAUUCUACAGCCAGGCAAGCGUGCCUGAGUCGAAGCCCCCUCACAUGGAGGCAUUGCACCUGAUGCAGACGCAACAGCCUGUUCAGACGCUGCGAGCUUAG
Molecule: messenger RNA, 681 nt
Organism: Symbiodinium pilosum
Lineage: Eukaryota; Dinophyceae; Suessiales; Symbiodiniaceae
Source: the annotation of a GenBank genome assembly